This is a messenger RNA of Penicillium griseofulvum, 1785 nucleotides long. RefSeq names its product ankyrin repeat and protein kinase domain-containing protein. Gene Ontology annotation, molecular function: ATP binding; protein kinase activity; protein binding. The record is from RefSeq and is a predicted model, not a curated record. Gene Ontology annotation, biological process: protein phosphorylation. The transcript has 4 exons. NCBI's taxonomy places the organism in Eukaryota, Fungi, Ascomycota, Eurotiomycetes, Eurotiales, Aspergillaceae. Bases 1 to 1785 code for a protein of 594 amino acids.
AUGGACGGACUUGAUGAGUCGCUCAAACUUGACGUGGAAAGUGUCAACGAGCAUUAUUUCCGUGAAACUGAAGUCCAAGAAGACCGUCGGGAAAUCGUCUUUUGGGACCGAAAAAUAUCCCUAACAUGUUCCCCUGCGAAUAAUGUGUUCCUCUAUGAGUCACAGCAAAAGGACUUACGAGUGUUCAAGCACAUUCGGAACACCAUCAACUACCGAGAGCUCAGUGUGAUGGAACGAGUGAUGAAAGAAGUGAAGUAUGUCUACCUGAAGACACCCCAGGGCCAAGAUAAGGGCCUGUCUGUCCUUCACAAGCUGGGAAUCACACAUCGGGACAUCAAGCCGGAGAAUGUUUUGGUCGUUGCUCAAAAUCCGAUUCGUGUGAAGAUCGCCGAUUUUGGAAUUAGCAAGCUCUCGCAGAAAGGAAUUACCCAGCCGCGGACUCAAGCCGGAACAGAUGGCUAUAUGGCACCAGAAUGCUUUGGAAUAAACAACCGAACGAAAGAAUCGAGCUACACACACGCUGUUGAUAUCUGGUCUCUAGGCUGUCUGGUCUACUACAUCUUGACUAAGGAGCUUCCAUUCAAGAGACGGAAAGAUGAAUUCACCUCAUAUAUAAUGAUUCAGAGAUACUGUGACGGUGCUCUCAGCUUCCCAGAAGAGGCUCUUACGAGACAACGAAUUAGCCUCUCCGGUCGAUAUUUCAUACAACGACUGUUGGCGCCAGUCGCUGAAAACAGACCAAAGGCCUCAGGGCAACUUAUGUUGGAUUGGGUAAUUCCUGUUUCGCAUAUUACUUCCCAGGAUUCAGAAACUACAGACUCGUCUGAAUUCGGAUCGUCUACCAUUGACAGUGAUACCGAGAUAGCUCCUCAGACACAGCUUCUGUAUAGCCAGCAUGAGUUAUUUGAUUUCCCACCAUUACCACUACCAUCCCCACUCUAUGCACAAGAAUCAGUGCAGGGAAUCAAUAAAAGUGACAUGGACCUCCACUCUUCAGACCUUUGGCACCUCGUGAAGUCAGAAAAAGGAAACAAAUCAAACAUAAAGAAGCUUCGAUCCCUGCUCAGGGCUAACGCAAGUGCAAACAUUCAUUUGAAAGGCUAUACAGCUCUUCAUAUAGCCGCAGAACAAGGCCCAGCUGAAUCGAUUGAAACUCUUCUUGAAUUCAAGGCAGACCCUAGAAUCCGCACCGAGCCACGCCAAGAGACAGCCAUUCAUCUCGCUACCUGUCAAGGGGAAUUUGACACGUUUUCCAAGAAACUACGACUGCUGUUACGGAAGGGUGCUGACAUCGAUGCCGAGAACUUUGAAGGAGACACAUCAUUGCACCUGGCAAUUUGUAGGAUUGGUACAGUUGAUGCGGUCAAGAUUUUACUUAAAUCGGGAGCGUCUACGGAAGUGAAAGGACGACAUGGACGGACUCCCCUUCAGUAUGCAGUAUUCCUCGGAAGAGAAGAGAUUGCAACGGCUUUAUUGCGUUACAAGGCCAAUCCGAACUGCUUUGACAACGAUGGCUUCACACCACUUCACCUUGCAAUCAGAUCCAACAGAAUAAGCAUCGAGUUCUUGAAGAUGCUGAUCGAAGCCGGAGUCAAUAUCAACCAGGAAGACGGGAAUCAUCAUACACCGUUAUAUGAAGCGGUCACGCAAGGAAGACAUGAUGCAGUGCGUUUGUUGCUCGAUCAUGAUGCUAAAUGUAAGCCUCAUCAUCCGGAAUUAGAGAGGCGCUUUGGUCAAGCAGGAUUUUGGCAGAAUUUCGUUCGCCUUCCUUGGGGCUCUCAAUAG